AGUAUUCCUGCCAUUUCCAGCGGCACUUGAGGCAAAUCAUUGUGUUUUUGCUCCGGCAUCAUCCUCCCCUUGCGUUGUUCUCGAGUACACACCGGUCUGAAGCUUGACAAAAUGAUGAAGCAGUGGAUUGUUCAAGGGAAGAAGGGGAUCGAUUCACUGGAGCUUCAGGAGGUUCCUAUCCCUUCCCCGGAAGACUAUGAAGUUUUGGUUAAAUUUCAUGCGGCGUCAUUGAACUACCGAGAUAUUGUGAUCGCGAAUGGUAAAUAUGUCUGGACCGCGAUAGUCCCAGGAUCUGAUGCCGCCGGUGAAGUCGUCAAAGCUGGCCCCAAGGUGACCCGGUUCUCAGUCGGACAACGCGUAUCGCCAAUAUUCCACCUGAAACAUCUCUACGGCUCUUUCGAUGAAAGUUACUUUCCUACUUCUUUGGGCGCAAAGCACGACGGUGUUUUCCGCCAAUACGCGGUGUAUAACGAAGAAAGUUGCGUCGAGAUACCCUCCAAUCUGAGCUAUCGCGAAGCCGCCACUCUUCCCUGUGCGGCGGUGACUGCUUGGAACACAUUGUACGGUGGCCCACGGAAACUGAAGCCGGGAGAAACAGUCCUCGUUCAAGGUACCGGGGGUGUGAGCAUAUUCGCCUUGCAGUUUGCCAAAAUGGGUGGCGCACAAGUGAUCGCAACCACAAGUGGUCCAGAAAAGGCUGAUCGACUGAAGGUCGAGCGUGCAGAUCACAUUAUCAACUACAAAGAGGAUCUGAAAUGGGGAGAAACGGCGAAGAAACUCUCGCACCGCGGACGCGGAGCAGACUUCAUCAUCGAGAUUGGCGGCGCAAACACCAUGGCGCAGUCAGCUCAGGCAGCAGCAGUCGAUUGUCAGGUUUCUGUUAUCGGCAACAGGGCCGGUCCCCGGGAAGAAAACGGACAUAUCGGAGAGUCUCACGGUACCACGAUGUUCACGACUCGUCGGAUCUUGGUGGGCAGCAGGCAGCUCAACGAAGAGAUGAAUACUGCGAUCGAAGUAAACGAUGUCAAACCCAUCAUCGACGCCAAAACUUUCCGAUUGAGCGAGCUGAAGGAGGCGUAUACAUACUCUGAGACGGGGCAGCAUUUUGGAAAGGUGGUUUUGGAUAUAGAUUGAGAGCGAUCUGGGGGACAUUUCCAUUCUGAGUGUUACUAUAAUAGUUGAAGUCUGUCUCGUCGGCAGUAAAGACGUGCCUCUAUCGACAAUGUCACUAUCAC
Aspergillus heteromorphus CBS 117.55 is the source of this 1235-nucleotide messenger RNA. RefSeq names its product zinc-dependent alcohol dehydrogenase family protein. The transcript has 3 exons. Gene Ontology annotation, molecular function: oxidoreductase activity. Bases 112 to 1134 code for a protein of 340 amino acids. NCBI's taxonomy places the organism in Eukaryota, Fungi, Ascomycota, Eurotiomycetes, Eurotiales, Aspergillaceae. The record is from RefSeq and is a predicted model, not a curated record.